Messenger RNA from Danio rerio (zebrafish), 7572 nucleotides. The record is from RefSeq and is a predicted model, not a curated record. NCBI's taxonomy places the organism in Eukaryota, Metazoa, Chordata, Actinopteri, Cypriniformes, Danionidae.
GUGUGUUUUCCUCUUUAUAAACCUGGCUGUUAUUUCCUUUCCCCCAUCUUUCUUUUCCAUCCACGCUAACUCGCUCUCAAUUCCACUGUGAAACAGGCACGCUCACGUACAGCCUCAUCCGCGCGCUCACACACUCCAUCGCUUGCUCUGCUGCUCUCCUGCCUCCCCCCUCACUCACUCACACACACACACACACUCUCUCUCACACACACCCCUUUCAUAAGGUGCUGGCAGCAGCAGUGUUAGCAGCAGCAGCAGCAGCAUUGGAAGAGGAGGGAGCCUCCGAGACAAGAUGUAGUCGCGUGAAUGUGCGUGUAUCCUCGCAGCCGCCGUCCUCCUUCACUGUGGAAUUACGGAACAAAAGAGGAGGACCUUUCUUCCGCAUCUGCGGUUUCCAUUUUUCCACCUUCCCUCUUGUCGCGGUUUUUCUGCCCUCCCCUUGCGCGUGGCGUCGUUUUCGACGGAGGCUAGUGGCAGAGCUGGAGAGGAGGGAGGCUGACACGGGCUUGUCUGCGGACUGAGAUCUCCAAAGCAUCGAGGUCACCUCAGAGGCCGUUCUCUCCUUUCUUCUUUUUUUCCUCCCCCUUUGCGUUUUCUCUUUCCCAGGCAGGCCUUUUGUUUUUCAGCGGACUUGUCUGAGGGGCUGCCGUCGCCGUGCUGAAUUGGGCUAUUGUUGGACAGGCAGGCCUCUCUCUCUCUCUCUCCCUCCACAAUACCUUAUCCUCCCUCCCUCCCUCCUCUCUCAUCUUCCACUGCUCCAUCCUUUCAUCCCCAUGCACCUUGCUUAAACUCAUAUGUGUGUUUGUCGGUGCGCACGUACUGUCCGGAAUCAUCUUUGCGUUGCAUCUUGUCCUCCAUUCUCGCCCCCCCUGUUCUCCCAUCCCCGCAGUGCCUGGCGACGUAAUGUGCCCUUCGUGGCACAUGAAUCCGGAUGUUUGGCAGGGGGUCGGUGGGAUUUGUUCCAGCCAAGGGUGAUGCCUCAGAGGACAGCCCAGCCCAGCGCUCCCACGCCCACCUCCAACCACUGAGCACGCUUGCCUGCGCCGCCACGUGUCACCCCUGGUUAGCGUGCGUACGUGCGCGUAUGUGUGUAUAUGCGUACACACGUGUGUGUGUGCGAGAGCGCCCUUACCAUGACUCUGGCCUGAUACCUGGACUGGGGUGUCCCCUGCCAAUGUGGGGGAGGGACUGAACCUCAGGUUACUCCCCACCCCCUCCCUCCCCUUACCCCCUUCCCUCUUUCCCCUCUUCCCCCCAUCCACGGGGUAACCUGCCAACAUGAAGAAGACCCGCAGCACCAACCUCAGGCGGGCCUGGCCCAGCUCGGAUCUAUCGGAGCGGGCCUUGGAGCGCAUCCGCUCUCGCAGUGAGAAGGACUACCACCACCAUAAGCACUUUCCACCGCCCCCUCCUCCGUCCCACAUCUCCCCUUCUCCACGGGGCUACAUGACACCAGGCGAUGUAUCUCCUAUCAGUAUGUCACCCAUCAGUCAGUCUCAGUUCAUCCCACUGGGAGAGAUUCUGUGUCUGGCCAUCUCAGCCAUGAACUCUGCCCGCAAGCCUGUUACACAAGAUGCGCUGAUGGAGCACCUUGCCACCUGCUUCCCAGGUGUACCCACUCCAAGUCCAGAGAUCCUGCGGCACACGCUGAACAUGUUGGUUCGGGAGAGGAAGAUCUACCCCACACCAGAAGGUUACUUCAUUGUUACUCCACAGACCUACUUCAUUACUCCCUCCCUCAUCCGCACCAACAGCAAGUGGUACCACCUGGAUGAGCGGCAUCCAGAGCGACAGCAGCAGCAGCAGCAGCAACAACAGCAGCAGCAGCAGCAGCUUCAACAACAGCAGCAGCAGCCACCACCACCUCAACAGCAAUGCACAUCACCACAAUCUGGAACCAUCACUCCCUCCACCUCUGGCUGUGUACGAGAAAGGCCUAACCCUAAAAAUCACUGCGACUCUUAUAAUGCCUACCGCGAUGAGGUGCCAAGCAUUCAUACCUCCACAAUUCAAAGAAAAUCCCCAAAAGAACCCAAAGGAGAUCCCCCUUCAUACCCACAACCCCCACCCCCUCCACCUGCCAUUCAGCAUCCACCUGAUCCCGCCGACAAGAGCAAGACCAUGACCGCCACCUUCUCUUACAAAACGGACACACUGACCAAGAAGAAGGAGGGCAGUGGUGGGGGCAGUAGUGAGAGGCAGUCUAAGAAGUUUGGGCUGAAGCUCUUCCGCUUGAGCUUCAAAAAGGACAAGACCAAGCAGCUUGCCACCUUUUCAGCACAGUUUCCUCCAGAGGAGUGGCCCUUGAGGGAUGAAGACACGCCAUCAGCUGCAGCAAUCCCUCGUGAGGUGGAGAUGGAGAUCAUCCGCCGCAUCAACCCAGACCUGACGGUGGAGAAUGUGGCUCGUCAUACAGCUGUCAUGAAGCGGCUGGAAGAGGAGCGAGCUCAGCGCUGCAAGGCCAACUCAUCUGCACAGCACAGCGCCCGCAGCCGCCGCAGCCGAGGCCAUCGGCGUGUGCCACACGGGAAGUCACGUUCGCACAGCAAGACACGGGCUUCUCGGGGAGACCCGUCUGAGGGCUCCAAUCUGGACCUGCCAGCAGUCAGCCUUGAGAGGGACUACCGUUUUUUUAGUCACUCUCUGGUACGCUCACCUAGAGAGGGAAUGUACACGAUGGAACGCAGAGGUGGUGGUGCUUACCUUGUCCACAGCAAUCCCAACAUUGCUGAGUCACACUUUCCUGUUACCCCGGAGUGGGAUGUUUCAGGGGAGCUUGCAAAGAGGCGGACGGAGAUGCCUUUCCCAGAGCCUUCACGUGGGACGUCACAUUCUAGAGUGCACCGGAGUCACAGCCACACUCAGGACCGCAAGUCACGCAACGAACGGCCUGACAAGGCUAAAGAACGAUCCCGUUCUAUGGACAAUUCCAAGGGCCCCCUGGGAGGUGGGAGCUCCACGCUUGGCACAGCUGAGGAUUAUGACCGCAGUCCAGAUGACAGAAGCCGCUACUAUACCGAUGAUGGGACACUUAGAGCCUCCUCUCAAAAGGCACCGCACUACUCAUGCAUCAUGUUUUCUGCUGCCAAGUUCAGCUCUGAAAUGUCUGUAACUGAUAUGGGCAAAAUGAGUCUGGAUGAAUCAAGGCUCUGCAGCCCUCUAGAACGGAAUAAGAGUAGGGACAGCCUCCCAGCGUACAGUGACCUGAAGGCCCUAUCGCCAAAGCCUUUGGCUGAUGACUACUUCCAGUGCAAUACAUCGAAUGAAACAAUCCUAACUGCCCCGCUGCCUCUGGGCAAAUCUGACCAUGACACUUUAACCCCAUCUGAUGGAAUCCGCAAGGGCUCUCCAGCUGACCGGCAGACACCGCACCUCACUUCUCCACACCCCUUGGAGUACAAAGAGGACUCCUCCACCAAAGGGCACAAUGGUUCUGGCAAACCCACACCAAGCCAGACACCUGAGCCUAUGCCCAAUGGACGUUUGAUACAGCACCAACACAACACUGAUCCAGGGGGUGGGGGAGGCGGUGGUAGCACUGGUGGUGGGGUGGACAAGAGGAAAGAGAUUUUCAGUAAGGACACUUUGUUCAAACCGCCACACAAUGUUUUGACUGUGAGCUAUGUAGACAGUGGCUACUCAAAGUCAGGCACUUUGCGUAAGACUCCGCACAUGAAAUCAUCUGAGGUCCUUGACACUCUGGAGACCCAACAGCCACCUAACUCCACCGCUUUGUCUGCUUCUGCCCCAGCACCUACAGGCACAGAACAGGGUGCUCCCUCCACAUCUGAAGCUGCUUUUGAUUAUUACAACGUGUCAGAUGAUGACGAUGAGGAGGAGGUGGAGGAUACCUCCCGUAAAGAGGCUGCCCCAACAGAGACAAAGGUGCGGGCAGGAGUUGGUGAGGGUGGUGGAGGUGGUGGGACCAUGCAGUGGUUGCUAGAACGAGAGAAAGAGCGGGAUUUACAGCGGAAGUUUGAGACCAACUUGACUCUGCUUAGCCCUAAGGAGAGCGAGAAUAAUAACAGCCAGAAGUCAGCUCACUCGGCACGGCUGGACAGCAUGGACAGCAGUAGUGUGACUGUAGACAGUGGGUUUAACUCCCCUCGCACACGGGAGAGCCUGGCAUCCAACACCUCAAGCAUAGUGGAGAGCAACCGGAGACAGAAUCCGGCACUAAGUCCAGGCCACAUGGGCACCACCAGCAUCGGCCCUCCAUUCAGCUUCCGUGCAAUCCCAGAGCCCCCCACAACACAACCUGAGAAACUGCAGAAAUCCCCCAACUGCCUUGCCUCCAUCACCAGCGUCUGACAUGGGCCCGUCUGGGUUGACGUAGGGUCUAGGUGAUUUGCAAUGAUGGGGUGCCUAAGUGCAGGAGGGUUGGAUAACUCCCUCCAUCAAGCACCUCGACUACAUGGGGACUGUUAAACCCACAGGCAUGGCUUCCAGAGACUGUUCCUACAGCAUCAAAGGUCACUGCAAAAAAAGAAAAGAAAAUAAAAAUAAGGGAAGAAAUGGAAAAGGAAAUUUCUCAUCAUAGGAUUUACCUUAACACGCAAUUAAUCAGGAAAUUCUUCAGUCGAAUCAACAGUUAUUUUCAUAAUAGGCUUGAAGUAACUGCUAAUUUAACAAUGUUUUGUUUUCAGAAGUAUAUUGUUUUCAUCAGUCACAGAUUACGAGCCAAUGAGAUCAUGCAGCCAAUGGAUUACGUUUGCACGCAUUAAGAAAUCGAUGCUGAUGUGCAGGUCAAAGGUAUUCAAGAUUUGUGAUAUUUGUAUGCAGUACAAUGUUAAAACGAUCAUGAUUCAUAAAUCUGUUAAUAUUCCUAAAAAUAAACCCAUUUGUCAUGGCACUGUUAGAUACAUUGGUAAAAUAAGAGUCAUGCUCACGUGCUUAUUGAAACAACACAUGCUGAAUUAGUGAGAAAAAUAUGAUCUCCUUCUGAAAUUAAAAGAUUUUCUUUUCUUGCUUUUUUUUUACCCAAACUUAUGUCGCAUACAAUUACUUUGUAUGCACCUUGACGUUUCAUUAAGGUUCAUAAUUAAUCUCAGGUCAUGAAUAGUUAACUCUCCUAAGAAGAGGUAAAAACAUUGGUCAGUCUGUAAUCAUGUUUCUGUGGAUGGUUUCACCAAUCUUUGUUUCUGAAGGGAAUAAAACUCUUGCUCUCUGUGGACAAACAUUAGGGUCAAUUCUGAAUUGUUUUAAUGACGUUAUUCCCUUUUGAAAUAAAAACAGGUGUGUGUUUUACGCCAGUGUGAAUCGGAAACCUAGUCUCAUGAACCAGGACUCUUGUGGAUGUCAUGCUUGUCUUCUGUGUAGCUUGAUGGCUCUGUUUGUUGUCACAAAAGGAGGAGGAGGAUGUUGGAAAUCGCAAUGGUGAGAAUGACUGGUGUUGCGUCUAAAACAUCCACGACACUCCGAGGAAAGCUCAUACAGUUCUCUUCCUUUGGGCCUGUGGAAUUCAGAGACUCUGCCCUUUUGCUGCUUUGAGAAACCUUUAUUUUCAAAGAUUUUCUUACUUGAGUUGAAUCCAGACCGCUAUGGUGUUUUAUUUUGUUUUUGCAUCACUGUUUUCCUUGGGAAUUGAGCUGGUUUCGGUCAGUACUCAAACCUAAAUGGAACGAAAUGGUUCAAAAUCAACACAUUACAUGUAUAUUCACAUUCCUCCCCAGCCGUAUCAAUAAAUGCUUAUUUUAGGUUGGAACAACUGAUUCAAUGAAAUUAUGUACGAAUAAUUUUCUCCACUGUUCAAAAUGUCAGAGAUGAAAAUCAGAUUUUGACCUGCCGUGUGGUAUAAGGCUCACGACCAUGAGCAAAAGCCCCUAUUCCCAGAUUGAAUUAAACAUUAAAAUUCUUGCUUUGAACAUUUGGACUAUGGCUUUAACUGUUUGGUGUAGCAUCUUAAGAAUGCACCAGUCGUAUCCCUGAGAAAAAGUCACAUCUAUUACUGCAAUUUACCAUGUGGUGAUUCUUCUUCUCCCUUUUUACCUUUCAUUUAAUUUGUCUCAUUGGCCAUAACCUUCACAGAUCCACUGCUCGGCGAUGUGUUCAGGUGGAUAUCCUCCAAUGGGACUUCUGGUUGUGUUUGAAUCAAAGACGUUAAACCACUUUCAGCUCACUCCCAACUAUUUUUCCACAGACACACACAUACACAGCCAUGCAAACUACCCUACACCCCCACAUACAUGCACAUAACUAGCUACCUCCACCACCUGUGUAACAACAAGGUAGGGACGUGUACAGAUUUGGAUUCUUUGCCUGUGGAACACAGCGCUAUCAGCCUCUUCUCUGUGAAUGUUGACAAGGAGCGGCGGACACUGUAACUAAGAGGACUUAUUCUAAAGUAAUCAGUAUUAAGUGCUGUAGUUUCAACUCAACUCUAUUUUUUUUUCUUCUCAGUUUUUCGACAGAAGUGUCUUUUACUUAUUUGCAAGUUGUGUAUAAAUCUGUCUGGCACCACAUCAAUGAAACAUUUUCAGUUUUAUGUUUUGUGUAUGACGCCAUUUUGAGUUGUCUGCUGUCCCCCUUCACGUGGGUAUUUCUUUAUUUGCUUUAUGAUUUCAGGCCCAGUUUGUUAAAAAUGCAUCAAGAUGGAGAUCAAUCAAGGGACUAUGCUUUAUAUGAUAAACUCCAGGCAAACUCCAGUCAAAAGUACUUCAUCACUUUAUGGCAAUACUGAUAUCUCAAGUAUUGUUUUCACAUUCCCACCUAAUAUGUGAGAGGUCAGCGGUUAGGGUCCAAACAGCCUCUUAGACCCUGUAGUUGGAGGUGGAAUGAAGAUUGAGGAAAGACGAGCCUCGUAUAUUAAAUGAUAAUUUUAUAUCAUUGCUAGACAUCAGAGACAGAGCAAGCACCUCACAGCAUCUGCUCUAUAAAUAGAUGCUUUUCGAAUCAUUUCAACAGAGCUUUACUCAACACAAGUACAGUGCGCUUUAGUUAUCGAUACAACUCUGGAGAAUUUGAAUACUGACAAACACAUCACUUCCUUUACUUGGCAAGGCUUUGUAAGAGGAUGCAUUUUGGGUGUCUGUCACAUUCGUUUUGAUUUGAAGCCCCCUCCUUCAUCAGGUAAUCAUUUCUUUCUUUUUAUUUUUUUUAAUCACAUUAGUUUUUGAUAGACUAAAGGGAGUAAUGCAGCCAAGACUGCCUUGUAAAAAAAACAAAACAAAAACAAAAAAACGUUUGCACUGAAAUGCCUGGCCUCUGGUUGCUGUUAAGUCCAUCCAAGACGGAUGCUUUGUUUAUAUUGUAAAAUAUUUCAUAUGAAAUAAAAAUGACCAUGAAAUGUCUUCCCUUAACAUUAUGGAUUUUAGAACCACGUCAGACAACAUUGUUUCUAAAUGGUGACAGUGUACAGUAUCAUACUGUAAAUGAAAUCAAUCUGCCAUGCUUAGUAUAACUUCAAAAGAAUACUGAAAGAUAUGAGGGAUCUUUUUGUAAUGUCUAUAAUAUUUGAAAAGAAGUCCCUAUUUGUGUAGUAAUGGUGUUUCAUCGUUGUGGUAGUGUAUGUGAUAAACCCAGUUGGGAGAUUGUGUUACUUUUUCAGACAAUAAAAUAACAUGUUUGGUUAUA